AUGGUGCCACCAGCGCCGUCUCAGGACUCUAUGGUGCCACCAGCGUCGUCUCAGGACUCUAUGGUGCCACCAGCGCCGUCUCAGGACUCUAUAGUGCCACCAGCGCCGUCUCAGGACUCUAUGGUGCCACCAGUGUCGUCUCAGGACUCUAUGGUGCCACCAGUGUCGCCUCAGGACUCUAUGGUGCCACCAGCGUCGUCUCAGGACUCUAUGGUGCCACCAGUGUCGUCUCAGGACUCUAUGGUGCCACCAGCGUCGUCUCAGGACUCUAUGGUGCCACCAGCGUCGUCUCAGGACUCUAUGGUGCCACCAGCGUCGUCUCAGGACUCUAUGGUGCCACCAGCGCCGUCUCAGGACUCUAUGGUGCCACCAGCGUCGUCUCAGGACUCUAUGGUGCCACCAGCGUCGUCUCAGGACUCUAUGGUGCCACCAGCGUCGCCUCAGGACUCUAUGGUGCCACCAGCGUCGUCUCAGGACUCUAUGGUGCCACCAGCGUCGCCUCAGGACUCUAUGGUGCCACCAGCGCCGUCUCAGGACUCUAUGGUGCCACCAGCGUCGUCUCAGGACUCUAUGGUGCCACCAGCGCCGUCUCAGGACUCUAUGGUGCCACCAGCGCCGUCUCAGGACUCUAUGGUGCCACCAGCGCCGUCUCAGGACUCUAUGGUGCCACCAGCGUCGUCUCAGGACUCUAUGGUGCCACCAGCGCCGUCUCAGGACUCUAUGGUGCCACCAGUGACGUCUCAGGACUCUAUGGUGCCACCAGUGUCGUCUCAGGACUCUAUGGUGCCACCAGUGCCGCCUCAGGACUCUAUGGUGCCACCAGCGUCGUCUCAGGACUCUAUGGUGCCACCAGCGUCGUCUCAGGACUCUAUGGUGCCACCAGCGUCGUCUCAGGACUCUAUGGUGCCACCAGCGUCGCCUCAGGACUCUAUGGUGCCACCAGUGCCGUCUCAGGACUCUAUGGUGCCACCAGCGUCGUCUCAGGACUCUAUGGUGCCACCAGCGCCGUCUCAGGACUCUAUGGUGCCACCAGAGACGUCUCAGGACUCUAUGGUGCCACCAGCGCCGUCUCAGGACUCUAUGGUGCCACCAGUGUCGCCUCAGGACUCUAUGGUGCCACCAGCGCCGUCUCAGGACUCUAUGGUGCCACCAGUGUCGCCUCAGGACUCUAUGGUGCCAGCAGCGCCGUCUCUGGACUCUAUGGUGCCACCAGCGUCGUCUCAGGACUCUAUGGUGCCACCAGCGCCGUCUCAGGACUCUAUGGUGCCACCAGCGUCGUCUCAGGACUCUAUGGUGCCACCAGCGUCGUCUCAGGACUCUAUGGUGCCACCAGCGUCGCCUCAGGACUCUAUGGUGCCACCAGCGUCGCCUCAGGACUCUAUGGUGCCACCAGCGUCGCCUCAGGACUCUAUGGUGCCACCAGCGCCGUCUCAGGACUCUAUGGUGCCACCAGCGUCGUCUCAGGACUCUAUGGUGCCACCAGCGCCGUCUCAGGACUCUAUGGUGCCACCAGCGCCGUCUCAGGACUCUAUGGUGCCACCAGCGCCGUCUCAGGACUCUAUGGUGCCACCAGUGCCGUCUCAGGACUCUAUGGUGCCACCAGCGCCGUCUCAGGACUCUAUGGUGCCACCAGCGCCGUCUCAGGACUCUAUGGUGCCACCAGCGUCGUCUCAGGACUCUAUGGUGCCACCAGUGUCGUCUCAGGACUCUAUGGUGCCACCAGCGUCGUCUCAGGACUCUAUGGUGCCACCAGCGUCGUCUCAGGACUCUAUGGUGCCACCAGCGUCGUCUCAGGACUCUAUGGUGCCACCAGCGUCGCCUCAGGACUCUAUGGUGCCACCAGUACCGCCUCAGGACUCUAUGGUGCCACCAGCGUCGUCUCAGGACUCUAUGGUGCCACCAGCGCCGUCUCAGGACUCUAUGGUGCCACCAGAGUCGCCUCAGGACUCUAUGGUGCCACCAGCGCCGUCUCAGGACUCUAUGGUGCCACCAGUGUCGCCUCAGGACUCUAUGGUGCCAGCAGCGCCGUCUCUAAACUCUAUGGUGCCACCAGCGUCGUCUCAGGACUCUAUGGUGCCACCAGCGUCGUCUCAGGACUCUAUGGUGCCACCAGCGUCGUCUCAGGACUCUAUAGUGCCACCAGCGUCGUCUCAGGACUCUAUGGUGCCACCAGCGCCGUCUCAAGACUCUAUGGUGCCACCAGCGCCGUCUCAAGACUCUAUGGUGCCACCAGCGUCGUCUCAAGACUCUAUGGUGCCACCAGUGUCGUCUCAGGACUCUAUGGUGCCACCAGCGCCGUCUCAGGACUCUAUGGUGCCAGCAGCGUCGCCUCAGGACUCUAUGGUGCCAGCAGCGUCGUCUCAGGACUCUAUGGUGCCACCAGCGUCGUCUCAGGACUCUAUGGUGCCACCAGCGUCGUCUCAAGACUCUAUGGUGCCACCAGCGUCGUCUCAAGACUCUAUGGUGCCACCAGCGUCGUCUCAAGACUCUAUGGUGCCACCAGCGCCGUCUCAAGACUCUAUGGUGCCACCAGCGUCGUCUCAAGACUCUAUGGUGCCACCAGUGUCGUCUCAGGACUCUAUGGUGCCACCAGCGCCGUCUCAAGACUCUAUGGUGCCACCAGCGCCGUCUCAGGACUCUAUGGUGCCACCAGCGCCGUCUCAGGACUCUAUGGUGCCACCAGCGCCGUCUCAGGACUCUAUGGUGCCAGCAGCGUCGCCUCAGGACUCUAUGGUGCCAGCAGCGUCGCCUCAGGACUCUAUGGUGCCAGCAGCGUCGUCUCAGGACUCUAUGGUGCCACCAGCGUCGCCUCAGGACUCUAUGGUGCCACCAGCGUCGCCUCAGGACUCUAUGGUGCCACCAGCGUCGCCUCAGGACUCUAUGGUGCCACCAGUGUCGUCUCAGGACUCUAUGGUGCCACCAGCGCCGUCUCAGGACUCUAUGGUGCCACCAGUGUCGUCUCAGGACUCUAUGGUGCCACCAGCGUCGUCUCAGGCAAAGGUUCCACGCUGGGGCUGCAUAUUCAAGCGUGGGUCUGACCUUUGCUAUAUAGGGACUAAAACAGGUCAAGUUUGUAAAGGAUACCCGGAUGUUGGCCAGAAUGCCAUACAAAAGCCAUUAGCCCACUCUGCUCAUGUGGGCUUCUGGCUUCAGAUUUGGGGUCUUAUUUUGACAAAGGUGAUGGAGUUGUAG
Procambarus clarkii (red swamp crayfish) is the source of this 3192-nucleotide messenger RNA. The record is from RefSeq and is a predicted model, not a curated record. NCBI's taxonomy places the organism in Eukaryota, Metazoa, Arthropoda, Malacostraca, Decapoda, Cambaridae.